This is a messenger RNA of Mizuhopecten yessoensis (Yesso scallop), 1833 nucleotides long. Its product is annotated as heat shock 70 kDa protein 12A-like. The record is from RefSeq and is a predicted model, not a curated record. Lineage: Eukaryota; Metazoa; Mollusca; Bivalvia; Pectinida; Pectinidae. Gene Ontology annotation, molecular function: ATP binding; ATP-dependent protein folding chaperone.
GUUUAGGUAUACAUGUUUAACAGAAAAUGGCGUUGUUCAUUGAACUGAGGUGUGCAGCCAGACACAAAGAAGAUAUAUUCCACUGAAUACUUUCUGACAAACAUGGCUACACAGGUAGAUAAGGGAUUUAUUGUGGCGGCCAUUGACCUAGGGACAACAUAUUCCAGCCAUGCAUUCUCUUACAAGUCUGACUAUCAACGUGAUCCAUUGCAUAUCCAUACUGAAAUAUGGGAAGCUGGGAAUGAGUUGUCACACAAAACGUCGUCUGUCAUUCUCCUGAACCCGGACAAGUCCUUUAACUCAUUUGGAUUUGAGGCAGAAAAAGAAUUUACCCGAAUGGCAGAGGAGGAGAAUAUGGCGGCAGAGAUGCUGGGAGAAUACUAUUACAUAGAUUCCUUCAAAAUGAGACUUUAUCAAGAAACGGAGAACGAUCGUGUUCAAAAUGACAUUCGACGGGAUACGGAAGUAGAUGAUAUUUUUGGAAAGCCUAUAUCGCUUGUGUAUCUCAUUGAGACGUCGAUUUUGUACCUCAAAACACAUCUUCUGGAUCAACUGAAUUCUCGCGGUUUUGAUACAACCGUUACGGACGUACGAUGGGUCAUUACGGUACCAGCCGUAUGGACAGACCAGGCGAAGCAGAUAAUGAGGGAGUGUGCAUUCAAGGCUGGUAUACCUAGCAACACACUAACUUUGGCAUAUGAACCGGAAGUGGCUGCGUUGUUCUGCAAUCAUCUUCCGGCAGAUCAGCUCAGGGGAGCAGACAAGGAUAUUUUCAAGGAGGGGGAAAGAAUAAUGGUUGUGGAUCUUGGAGGGGGGACCGCAGACGUGACAGUCCAGGAGGUAUCUGGAGACAAGAUGAGGAGUAUCUUUACCGUAAGUGGUGGACCAUGGGGAGGUUCAAAGGUCAACGCCGAGUUCAUUAGCUUCUUAAUAGAACUAUUUGGAAAUGAGGUUAUCAGAAGACUUCAAAAAAAUGACAUUGAAGAUUAUCUCGAACUCAUUCGUGAAUUUGAAGUUAAGAAACGGAAUACUAGUAAAACACAAAAAGGAAUCGACUUAAGCAUCAGAAUCCCUACCGCCCUUCGUGAAAAAUACGAAGAAUUCCAUCAAAGCGACUUUAAAAAUGCAUUUACCAAAAGAAGCAGAGCUAGUAAUGAAGAGAAAGAAGAUGUCACUUUGAAAAAAGACAAAAUGAAUAUCAAACCAGACAAGGUCAAACGUUUCUUUUCCAAAACAAUCUCGAAUAUCACUGAACAUCUUACAGCUAUAACAGAACAAAGCAAUGCUAGCGUUUCCGCUAUCCUAAUGGUCGGAGGAUUUUCAGAAUGCAAACUGGUCAGUGACGCCAUCAAAGAAGCCUUUCCUGAUCACCAUGUUAUUAUCCCUAUGGAGUGUGACCUUUCUGUUAUCAAGGGAGCGGUCCUGUACGGCCAUAGACCCGAAUCAAUCACCGCUAGGUACUGUCAUUACAGUAUUGGCAUCAGUCUCAACAAGCUAUACGACCCAAAUGAGCAUGUUGGAGCUACUACAUUCAAAGCGGGAAAAACGGUAAAAUGCGGGAACUGUUUCGAAACAUUCUUCCGUAAAGGUCGCAUUGUAGAAGUGGGUGAGAAGGAAGCAGUAGAGGUCCACAGCGAUCACAGAGGGAGCGACAGGGAAAAGUGGAAGUAUGAUGUCAAGGAAAUUGAAAUAUUCACCUCAAACAACGCUCACACGAAAUUCGUUACAGACGCGGGAUGCAAUCGGCAUGCGAUAGUAACGAUUGACCCACCGGAAGGCGGCUGGUCACAAAUAACUGACGGAAAAAUCGAAAUGGAAGUAGGUGGAACGGAG